This is a messenger RNA of Knipowitschia caucasica, 933 nucleotides long. Lineage: Eukaryota; Metazoa; Chordata; Actinopteri; Gobiiformes; Gobiidae. The record is from the annotation of a GenBank genome assembly.
AUGUUCUGGACGCCGCAGCCCCUCCCCCUGCUCAUGCUGCAACACCACACUGCGUCAACCACUCAGCCGGCUGGAAAGAAGCAAGUAGAAGAAGUGGCUAUGACUGACAUGGGUCAAAAGAGGACCAUAUGUCUCCGGAACAUUUAUGACCCAAAACCAGUAGCCAAAGCUCCCGUGCGGAUCCGACCUCCGCCUCCCAGACCCCCGACCACCAAACCCCAAGAGGCCAUCUCUGCUCCCUCUGUGGACCCUCCGGCUGAUCCCAUCAUGAGGAAACGAGCCAAGUCUCUGUCGUUUUUAACUCCAGAGAGGAGCGCCCAACACCGGGGUACACAGGUGCGCUUUGUGGAUGCCCUGGGCCUGGAACUAGAAGAAGUCAAAGUGUUUAAAGUCCAGGAGCACCCUUCCAUCCCCGAUCACGUCAUGUUCAGACUACGGAUGAAUUCAGAAAUGGCUUUUAAGAAAUCGCCGGAGCUGUCGUUGCCGUAUUUUAAACCCUGCUUUCCGGAGGACCAGAGAGCUCAGCCCAACUUCAUGGAACGCUUGUACAAUCAGUGCGUUUGUCUGGAAAAGGUUGCCUGCUCCGACCAGGGAAUUACAGGCUCCAUUUUUGUCCUGAACAUUGCCUUUGAGAAAAGUGUGGCGGUGCACUACUCCUUCACAAACUGGAGGACACACUCCAACGCUGCGGCCUCCUGGGUGUCGAGCGGAGACGGCGCCAAUGCACCGGGAACAGACGUUUUCAGGUGCCGAUUGCCUGUUCCACCGUUUAUCCUGGAGCCCGGAGCCAUUCUGGAAUUUGCUAUUUGCUACAGCGUGAAUGGACUCAGUCACUGGGACAAUAACAAGGGACAGAACUACAAACUGUCUUGCCAUAGCUACAAAGUGACUGUGCCAAAAGAGUGUGAGGGCAGCAUGCUCCAUUUCACCUAA